Messenger RNA from Ruditapes philippinarum (Manila clam), 2643 nucleotides. RefSeq lists its product as uncharacterized. Gene Ontology annotation, biological process: positive regulation of DNA-templated transcription. Gene Ontology annotation, molecular function: ubiquitin-protein transferase activity; zinc ion binding. The transcript is spliced from 3 exons. The coding region runs from base 290 to 1969 and encodes 559 amino acids. The record is from RefSeq and is a predicted model, not a curated record. Lineage: Eukaryota; Metazoa; Mollusca; Bivalvia; Venerida; Veneridae. Gene Ontology annotation, cellular component: chromatin; nucleoplasm.
UAAUUGUAAAAAAUGCAAUUUUGGUCUGAGUCCCUGCUGCGCGUGCCGACUUGUCGUUUAAUUAUAUAUAAACAUUUCAAAUUUACCUUAUCAUACAUGUGGUUAGAAAUCUAGUUAAUAUUGUAGGAUAUUUUAUUUCCUAAAAUGAAUCUCCAUUGCCCAUCAUUUAUCAAAGUCGGAUUUAAAGUCGGUUUUACAUAAAAAUAAGGAAGGAAACAAUUUAGUUGUGUUUGACUUUUCUAACACUUGAGGGCGUUUCACGAAUUUUAGUGAAAUCGAAACUAGAAGAAUGGCAGAAGGGAGCAAUUUUCAAUCGUUAAAAGACGGUUCUGAUGCAGAUUAUGAAUUCACGUGUACACCUUGCAGCAAAGACAAUAUUAGAGAAGAGGCCGACAAGUAUUGUCCUGAGUGUCACGAAUAUUUGUGUAAGACAUGUACAAGAUACCAUGGUCGACUUAAUGCUACACAACAACAUAAACUGUUGGAUAAAAAUGAUGCCAAUCGAGGCUUACAUAUUGCUGGGACUAAAUGCCAGUACCAUACUGACCGAGAUAUUGAAAUGUACUGCAAAACACAUGAUAUGGUUUAUUGUACAAUGUGCAUUGCAACAGAACAUAGGUCUUGUAAUGGAGUAAACAAGAUUGAAGAUUUGUCCAAACAAUGCGUAACCCAAACGGAGAUUCAAGCCCUAUUAGAUGAGACAAAGAAUGCACAUGACACUGUGAAGUCCCUGACAGUAAAACAGAAACAGAAUUUAACUGCAAUAGACAAACAGAAUGAAGCUUGUGAAGAGAAACUAGAUGAUACAGAGACAAAACUUGUAGAACAUAUUAGAAAAUUGAAAAGAGAGACAGCAAAAUGUUUAAAUAAUAAAUAUUCUACACUGAAGGAGGACCUCGUGUCUUCUAUUAGUGUGUCAGGUCGAACAGCUGAAGACUUGAAGCAAACUACGGAACAACUGCAUAUGAUUGAUAGUCUGAACUUAGAGCAGCAAUUUGUGAGAAUGAAGUUGAUGAAGAAGACUGUCAAAGAUGCAAAUACUUUUAUAACAGAGGUCACGGCAGAAGGUACAAAAUUUAUUGAUUUUACUGUAAAUAAAGAGCUGGCAGACAUCACACAAGUAAAUUCUAUAGGUGACGUGACAACCGGAAUUGUGGAUGAGCAGAUUGUAAAACAGAGGCAGUACAAAAUAAAGUCAACGAAAAAGAUCAAUGUGAAGCUGAGUAAUGACAAUUUGAAUUGUUACAUAUCUGAUAUAUGCAUACUUCCUGAUGGUACGAUCCUUCUGACUGAUUGUUUCAAUACCAAAGUGAAAAGACUCAACACUAAUAAUAGUGUAGAAAACGUCUAUUUUGAUGCUAGGCCUACAAGUAUAUGUUGUGUUAGUAACAGCGAAGUGGCUGUGAAAUUAAACAACAUGAAAAUACAAUUUUUUUCCAUUGGCUCACCUCUGUCCAAAGGAAAAACUAUAGAUAUAAUAAACGGUGGACAGUUUGGAUUAACAAUGUGUUGUGGUGAUCUAUGGUCAUCAGUCUUAAAUGGUGUUAACGUGUACAGUACUUCAUCUAAACUUGUUAAAUCUAUCGACAAAGAUCAAAACGGGAAGUCUAUAUUUAAAUCCAAUGUUCAGCAUAUGGCUGCCACUUCUGACAUAGUGGUCGUGACAGAUAGAUCUGAUGGAGCUGUUUGUCUUAACAAGGAUGGUACGGUCAUUAGAGAGCUGAGAGACAGUAGAUUGAAGGAUACUCGAGGUGCAUGUAUAGCUGAUGAUGGAACGGUAUUCCUUUGUGGAUAUCAAUCUAACAACAUCGUUAUGUUCAACAGGGAUGGCCAUUGCCUCAGAGAACUAAUUGGGAAAGAUUUUGGCUUGAAAAAACUAGUCAAUAUGUGCUUUGAUGGGAAAAGAAAUAGGUUAAUUGUUACAUGUGACGACACAAACACUCUAUUUGUAAUUGAAUUCGACUGCUAAAAAGUCGCAUUAUUUUCAGCUCCAACUGAUAAAGAAAAACUUUGAUAUUAUACGAACGUCUGAAGUUAAUUAAUAAGAAGAACACAGAUGUGAAUCAAUCUACUUUAGUCUAAGAACUGGUAAAUGGCGGGAAUUGCCUGCCUUAUAUAUAAGCUGCCGAUUCAGGCAUUGAUGGAAUAAAAGUGUACUAACAUAAUUAUUAAGGUAAAUUUAUCAGGUUAAACUGAUAUCAUUACAAUAUAGAAUUCUGAUGUCUGAUGACGAACAGUCUCUAGAAAUAAUUUUCCUCAGUUAUUUGGCUAUAGUUGCUAAAUAAGUACCAAUGUUGUUUAGUAUUUGUUUGGUAUCGAUGGCUUUAAUCAAUUGAAUAUUAAGAUAUUAACUCUUACAAGAAAAUCAACAUGCGAAUUAUUUCAAAUGCUAUUUCUGUGAUUUAGCGAUUUUAAUUUUGUUAUCGUUCGUUUAAUAUUAUUAUUUGAAGGCAGAUAAUUUGCAGAUUAACUAUUUAUAGUAUUCUUUUUCUGAUAUCAAGGUUUUAUUCUAACAUUGCCAUUCCCAUUAAUACUAAAUGCUGUUUGGAAAAAAAGAAAACAUACAUUUAAAAAACAAACAACUUUUAAACCCUUUACGAAUGUUCUAUGUUACAUCAAUAAAUCUAUUAUUCUAACAAGAAA